AUCAAAACACCUUUUUCUCACUACUGCUAAAGAAACAACAACAACAACAAAAACCACAAGAAAACGCAAAUGUAUUCACCUUUGUGGUGUGGGGUUUGCUCGAUGCUGGAGGAGAAGGAGGAGGAGGGGAAGGAGGAGGAGGAAAGUUUCCGGUGCUGAGGCUCGUCGUUGGGCGGGAGGGGGAGCAGGGGAGCGGGUGUUAACGACAGCACUCGGCCGAAGCAGGGGGAGGCUGGUACACACCCACUAAGUGUUUGUCGCCGUUCCAACGCCGGUUCUCCUCAGGGAUGAUCGGACGGCGAUCUCCUCCAUCCUGAUUGAGACUCCUUCCGCAUCAGCAGCGCCUCCCACAGCAGCAGCUUCAUCCCGCGCCUCCGCUCGGACUGAAAUGGGAUGAUAUGGGAUUGUUCAUGUCGACGAAGACAGCGGGGAUUCUUGUUGCUUUCUCAUUUGUGUCCCUAGUCUUCUCAGUGUCAGCAGAGUCAACCAAUGUGAAGUGUGAGAAUGUUUACAAGGACUUCUCCGACUGUGUCCUGGAGCUGGGGGAGAGCAUGGACAACUAUCAGGAGAAUGUGACCAGUCAGACAGGAGUGGCAGCAGUGUGCAGCCACUGGGAGACUUUCCACACGUGUGCCCUCACAGCGCUGUCCGACUGUCAGGAGGAAGUCAGCUCCAUCUGGGAGACGCUGAGGCAGGACUCCAGGAAGAUGCGCUUCCAGGGAAGUCUGUUUGACCUUUGCAGCCCCAGCUUCGCUCCCAGCAUAUGUUCCCAUCUUGCUGGCCUGACUCUCCCGCUGAUGCUGAUCGUGACUGUGUCUAACUCGAUAUAGACUGAGUGUGGGUGAGGAUAUGGGUGAGGAAGCUCAGACUGAGUCUUCCUGAGUUCUAACUUAAGCCUUGGAUUAAAGUGACAAUGUUUUAACAUGGAUUUUUAUGACAGAGCACCAGAGGAAGAUAAGUCAGCGAUAGUUCAGAUGAAUCAUGUUUAAAUCCCGACACACACUUCACUUUCACUGGUACAGCCACAAAGAAAAAGUCAGCGACAGAUUUAUCUCUGGUAUUCACCUCUGGGACAAACUGAGCAGCAUAAGACUGCAAAUCAAACGUCUCCCACAGGGACAUUGCCAUUGAACAUCGUAACAUAACAUAUGUGGGAUCUGUUCUCCAAACAAACUGAAAAAAUAGGGCCCAUAUUUGACCACAUUAAUGACCAGACAAAUGCAGAUGAACUCCCUCAGAACUGAACUACAAAAUUAGGAACAUCUGGGAUGUCGAAUUCCAGUCCAGUGAAGGGGCUAAAGCAAGGACAUAAGUCUUGAUUUCAUUAUGAGAGUGAUGCCGGGCGGACGACUUGAAAACUAUGUCACCACCUUACAAAAAAACCUAAAUUAAAUUAGACCAUAGUUUUUGGAUUUCACGAAUAAACAUACUACUAUCGCUAUCCUAAAUUUAACCAGUGUGUCACACUAAGCAGUCCUGACUUUUUUUUGUACAAAAUAUUGAGAACUGGUUUUUUUUUCAUACACUGUACAACCUAGGGGCCAUGAUUCAGUUCUUAUCGACAGAACAGUGAUGGACAUCACAUACCUGUAUGUCUUAACAUUCUAUCAAUCAAAGCCGUAGCUACUGUAUGAAGAAAACAACUACAUAAGGUUCAAUUUAAGAAAAAGAUAAAUGGGCAUUUCACCGAAAACAGCAGCAUCCAAACCAGACACCAGUGCGAGAUAAUCCAUUAUGUCCAAUAUGCAAUAAAAAGAGAAAUGUUCGAACAUAGGUUUUCCAAAUGAUAUGACAAUCAAGUCUGUUGUAUUUGCUCUCGACUAUUUUAGCUCAUUCUGGCUACAUGGCUGCCAAAAACAGGUAUCAGUUUUGGCAACAUGUCUGUCUGGUCUCCAUGUCUGUAAUAGAAGAAAAAAAAUUCACAGUUUUUUUUUUAACUGACUGUUGGCUUGUAUGUUUGUCUGCCAAACCUCUUAAGUGUGCUGUAUUGUACACAGUGUAAUGACAAUUUCACCACAGAUUACCACAGCAUGGCAAUUCACCAUAUGUUACACAGUAAAGAGCUGUUUGUGCAUAAUAAUCCAGAAUCAAAAGCAUGAUUUGUGGUGUUGUACGUAUGUAUCACUGUAUCUAAAUUUGAAUAAUGCCCAAUUUAGACAAUUAUUACGCAUUCAUAAAAUUCAAAUUUUUUUUUUAUAAAUGUAAUUUUGUACCAAAUGUUUUCAAUUAGCUUUCUACCAAUUGAAGCAGUAAAUAACACUGAAACCAAACCUAAUAUAUAUAUGACAUGCUGCCCUGGUUGAGUAUUCUGCUCAGAAUUGUUAAUAAGCAGAACAACUUGCUCAGGUUCGUAGCAAUUUGAAUCUGUCUAUAAUAAAUAGAUGUAAAAAUUAGCAAGACAAAACACUUUGAGAGACAUUAACCUAAGUCACAAUAUUAAACGGUGGGAAUAUUUACUUAGGAUUCAGAGCAAAUUCAAAACGUAUCAGCAUUAGCAUUGAUCCAUCUCACCAUAUGACAACGGCCCUGAACGUAUUUCACCUCAUGUAUUUUAACUACAAAUGCAUGACAGUUUGUGUGUCACUUUGUACCUUGGCUGAUGUGUAGUGGAAAUGAUCAGUGCAUGAACUUAUGCUAGCUCCGCAAACAUCAUACUAUGAGCAUGUUUGUUUUUGUUUUUUCUUUCAUCCUUGUUUCACCAGUGGCAGGAUGUAAUCAUGCCUUCCAGGUGGCCAGAUUAUGAGACUAGCCGCAGUCUCCUGUAAGCAUGAGCAACAUGUAUGGUGACUCACUGCAAUCCUGUUUUGGUCUUUUUCCAUGUUGUGCUAUUGAAGGAAGCAUGAAAACGACUGUGUUGUGAUCGGAGCAAAUUGUUGUCAUGUUCCCUGAAGUCAUUCCAAUCAAACUUCUGAAUGUCAGUGUUAGCCAUGUGGUAUUUUUUACAAGCUGAUAGAAAAGCACAGUAUUUACAGGACUGCACUGUAUAAAGCAAUAUAUGCCAAUAUUUGUAGUAAUAAAGCACCAUGUUUAAAUUU
This is a messenger RNA of Cynoglossus semilaevis (tongue sole), 3035 nucleotides long. Its product is annotated as neuritin-like. Lineage: Eukaryota; Metazoa; Chordata; Actinopteri; Pleuronectiformes; Cynoglossidae. Gene Ontology annotation, biological process: neuron projection extension; nervous system development. Bases 399 to 830 code for a protein of 143 amino acids. Gene Ontology annotation, cellular component: plasma membrane. The transcript has 3 exons. The record is from RefSeq and is a predicted model, not a curated record.